Messenger RNA from Entrophospora candida, 885 nucleotides. The record is from the annotation of a GenBank genome assembly. NCBI's taxonomy places the organism in Eukaryota, Fungi, Glomeromycota, Glomeromycetes, Entrophosporales, Entrophosporaceae.
AUGUCCGAUGCAUACCCAGAAUACAUUGAAGAAUUGAGUAUUGAAAUUUCGGAUUUCGAUCCUAUUAGCCCUACAUGCCAUAUACCUCUACCUGACACCAUGCCAAAACGAAAUAACGGUGUUGUAAAUAUGCAGAAUAAUGAUGAGUGGUGCUUUGGAUGGUGCGUACUUGGAGCCUUGCACCCAGUUAAAUUCCAUCCAGAAAGAAAUCCGCACCGGAUAUAUGCUGAUUAUAUAGAUGAAUUAAAUAUGGAGGGCAUUCCAGUUCCUGUACCAGUCUCAACGCCAGUAUACCAAAAAUUCGAAGAAAAUAAUCCUGAAAUUAGUCUUUGCGUGUAUAAAUGGUCCAAUGAAAAUAAACGUCUUGAGUUCCAGUAUAUAUCAGAAAGGAGAAAGAAAAAUUACAAAGAGGUUAAUCUUCUGGUUAUCUCAGAGCCAGAUGAAAUAGAAAAUCCGCGCUCACAUUAUUGUAUUAUUAAAGAUAUCCAUAGACUGGUUUAUAACCAUAGUAAGCACAAAGAGCGGAAAUACCUUUGCCGAUAUUGCCUUUAUGUUUAUUCUGAUGAAAAAGGGUUUAAUAAACAUGAAUGUUCAGGAAUAAAUGGCGCGCCACAAGAGCCAAAAGUUCCAAAAUUAGAAAAGAGCACCAAGGCAUUCUAUAACCAUAAAUGCAUGCAAGCCAAUCCUUACCGAAUAUUUUGGGACCUCGAAUGCUUAACUACAAAGCUAACCCCGGAAGAGAAGGCCCAAUUAACUCGUACUGAAAAAAUUCAGCGACAUAUGCCCUGUGGAUAUAGUUAUGUGGUUGUCCGCAUGGACAGUUUCCUCAAUUAUGAAGUUAUAAGCCACGAUUUGUAUAGAGGGCCUAAUGCAUUAGAAAAAUUC